CGAAGGCGUUUUGUUAAUAAGAGCCCGGUCUGAACAUUAAAACGCAUCGCGGUUUUGGAAACAUACGGCCCUUAUCUUUCAUGGCAGGGAGAAAUCUUUUUUUUAUUUUUUUUAACUAAAGGUUAAAUUGAUAAAACACCAUUUUUAUAGGAUUCCGACACGGGUUAUAUUUCCAUGUUAUAUAGCACGUGUUUACAGAAAACGGACUGAAGAUGGUGGACUACCUGGGCUAAUUGUAACUACCUGCGUCUCCGAACACCUGUGCCUUGGCUGAAGAUGGAUGCAGUUCCCUGCAGUUGGAACACAACAAGAGUUCAGGAGUCGUUUGCUCGGACUAAGCCUGCCUCAGACACUCUAACAAAGCUGGCAAAACUUGUUGCACAAAAGCAAGAUAGUCAAAGCCAAAACCAACUACUGCCUGAUGUGUGCCCGUGUGUGUGCGCACAGUGCAGCCAGGGAUUCUCUGACAUGGCUGAGUUAUUGCACCACCAGCAGGGAGAACAUGCCUUACGUAAGUGUCAUUGCUGCCUUUCCUGUGGCAAAGAGUUUUCUCUCCUAUCCUCUUUGCAGUUGCACAAGUGCAUUCAUGAUGCUGCUCCUUGUCAGGUCUGUUGUGGUAAAACCCAGCUAGGUGCUCCAUGCAGUGCAUGCAAGGCUUCAACCUCAGACUCUCAGAGUGUCCGGGAUAAGUCCCGUUAUCACCAGUCUCACCAUCAUGAUAGCAGAUCAUAUGCCUGUGCUCCGUGUGGUAAAAGCUUUAGCCAAAAGCAAUCUCUGCUUCGCCAUCAGCAGGCUGGCUGUAGUAAAUCUGCCACGCGAACUGCAAAAGUUGUCAGCCCUCCCGCGGACUCUCCCUCGCCUGAAUCUGCCAUCUUGGACUCCUCUCCCCCUGACUCUCCCCCAACUGAUGCCACUAGUGCCCCAGAUCCCGACAGGCCAAGUCAAUGCUCACUUUGCGCCAAGAGGUUUCGCUCAGGGGCUGGCCUUGCAUGCCAUCAGCGAUCCACCCAUCGGAAGGAGUGGAUCAUCUCCAAGUAUCCUCUACUAAAAGGAGGAUGCACAAAUGGGGUUCAUAGAUUAUCGAAGCAGAUGGCUGGGCCACCCCAACCAAAAAGAAGAGGCAGAAAGAGCCAGCUCCUCUCCUGUCGUUCCUGUGACAGGGUCUUCCUAAGCACUGCCAAGCUGUACUUGCACAGACAAGAGUCUCACAGCAGAGAGAAGGAUAUCAGAAGAGAUCCAAGGCCGCUGAUUAGCAAGCGGAGGAAAAGGGAGACUUACCCCUGUGACGUUUGUGGUAAAGUGUUCUUGCACCAUUUGUCACUUAAAGCACACGUCAAGAAUCAUAGUCGAGAACCACCAAGCCAUGUUCAGCAGGUUGGGAAAGCAGCCAAGGAGAGCAAGUUAGGUGAGAAGACGCCAAAAAAGCCUAAAGGCAACAUAUCACGGAAGGUGGGAGGAACAUUGGUCAAGGCUAGCAGAGGGAGACCAAAGAAAAUUCCCAUGAAAGAGGAAGAGGGAGAGUUUCCUUGCCCGUCUUGUGCUGAGGUGUUUUCUUUUCAGUCUGCUCUGAAGGAGCAUGAGGAACUGCAUCAGCCUACAGGGAGUAUGAGACACUGCAGCGUGUGCAGUCAGGGCAUGGGUAUCUCUAAGAAGCCUGGGGCCAAGCUUCGGAGGGCCUACCAUUGUGUUCCCUGCCUGAAGGCUUUUGUAACACUGGACACUUUCUUACAACAUUGUCAAGAUCACCUCGUUGACAGUGGCGAUGAGGAAGGGAGCAAUUUAUGACCCUGACAGCAAAAUGUGAGAUGAUGUUUUUUUUUUUAACAAGCUGUACUGAGUUCCCCAAGAGAAUAUCAUGUGUUCGUGUACAUUUAAAAAUAUGUUUAGACCACUCGCCAGAAUAGCUGUUUUAAUGUAAUUCAUAUCAACAUGCGAUUCAAGUUGCAACAAAACAUUUUUUUCUUGUGUGUGAUGUCUGAUACCAUUAAUUUUGUGUGACUGACUAACAGUGGUACGCUGUGAAAGCAGUACAGAAACAGUCUUACGAGGCCUAAAUCCUCUUGAUCCUAAAUCCUCUUCAUUUAGAUAUUUUAUAUUCCUUUACAAAUGUUGGAUCGGAUCCAACCAUCCAUUUGUCAUUAUGGUUUAAAUUAAAUGAAUAUACGCAAUAACUCAUUUAGUAUUGUUGCCGCGGCAGUUUUUUAAAAUCUCAAUAUCAAAUCAUUUCUGGUUAACAAUACCUUACUGUGUUAUUUGUUUUCAAUUCAAAUGGUCAAAAUGGAACAAAAAUAGUAGCUUCUUUGCAAAGAGCAAUUUCUCAAGCAAGAAUUUAGCUAGGACUGUCUGGAAGUGGUCUGAGUGGGGAGGGGAAAACUGAACGCUGUUAUUGGGAUUGAGGUUUGGAACUCUUUCUUAUUUGCUAUUAAUUAAUUAAUUCAUCUACCCUACACAAAUUUACUCCAUGACACCAAAACUGACAUUUCAGGACGUCUUUCCAAACAGCUCUUACACUAAAAGGGCAUUAUCAUAAUUUUCAUAAUUUCACAGUAUUAUUCCAACCUCACAGUGUGGAAAGAGACACGGAGUAUAACAAACACUAUGAACUCCUUCCUGUUAUUGAGAUGCCCCUCUCCUUUUGCCCUCAGAACAGCCUCAAUUCGUCAGGCUAUGGACUCUAAACAAAAAAACAUUGAACUUUUAGAUUUUUUUUAUUUGGUACAGGAAAACUUUUUUUUACAUUUUAUUUUUUAACUCUUGAUGACAUUGGACUUGUGUGACACUGAUUUAGCAUUAAUUUACUAAUUAUUUAUCUCUGUCCGUCUGUCUUGUGUGUGAUGCAUACUCAUGGAGCCAGUUAAGACAAUGUGAUGUAAUAUAACAUGGAUAUUAUGCAAAACAAGCAGUGAUUGCAACCUUGCUGCUACUGUUGGUUUAGAAAUGAGUUUACCAGGUUAUCCAUUUAUUUUCUGCAGUUUAGUAAACCAAAAACAGAAGAAAAUAAGGCUUAAAGGGAGACCUUGAGCUUCAACACUCUCUUAGUUGUUGUGGAAAUAGACCCACUAUGCUGUUUUACUUUCUGCGUCUAUUUUUGCAUCUUUUUUAAAGAAAGUCAUGUUUUAUUUAGGGGAAAAAAGGUUUUUAAGUUUCUACUUCAGGAAAGUGCCUUUUGUGUCCCGAGUUAGCAACCUUGUCUUAGAAAAUACCUCAUUAAAAGUAUUCUCCCAUGA
Molecule: messenger RNA, 3227 nt
Organism: Oncorhynchus keta (chum salmon)
Lineage: Eukaryota; Metazoa; Chordata; Actinopteri; Salmoniformes; Salmonidae
Exons: 2
Coding region: 277-1785 (502 amino acids)
Biological process (GO): regulation of transcription by RNA polymerase II
Molecular function (GO): DNA-binding transcription factor activity, RNA polymerase II-specific; RNA polymerase II cis-regulatory region sequence-specific DNA binding
Source: RefSeq, a predicted model, not a curated record